Messenger RNA from Scomber scombrus (Atlantic mackerel), 867 nucleotides. RefSeq names its product proteasome 20S subunit beta 3 (gene psmb3). Gene Ontology annotation, biological process: proteasome-mediated ubiquitin-dependent protein catabolic process. NCBI's taxonomy places the organism in Eukaryota, Metazoa, Chordata, Actinopteri, Scombriformes, Scombridae. The coding region runs from base 129 to 746 and encodes 205 amino acids. The record is from RefSeq and is a predicted model, not a curated record. Gene Ontology annotation, cellular component: proteasome core complex; proteasome core complex, beta-subunit complex. The transcript has 6 exons.
GCGAUCACGUUACGUUGGUUUCUGUAUUCCUUCUAAAUCGUGUAGUCACUGCGGGAAGCUAGCAGCAGCUCAUAACAGCUAAGUGGACAAAGUUUUAGCUGUUAGGAAUACACCGCAAUAGAUUCACCAUGUCUAUUAUGUCCUAUAAUGGAGGGGCCGUCAUGGCCAUGCGGGGGAAGAACUGCGUGGCGAUCGCAGCUGACCGGAGGUUUGGCAUUCAGGCUCAGAUGGUCACAACAGACUUUGAGAAGAUCUUCCCCAUGGGAGAGAGGCUGUACAUCGGGCUGGCUGGACUGGCCACUGACGUUCAGACAGUGUCCCAGAGGCUUAAAUUCAGACUGAACCUGUACGAGCUGAAGGAGGGACGCCAGAUCAAGCCCAAGACCUUCAUGAGCAUGGUGUCUAACCUGCUGUAUGAAAAGAGGUUUGGACCAUACUACAUCGAGCCUGUGAUCGCUGGACUAGAUCCCAAAACCUUGGAGCCAUUCAUCUGCUCCCUGGAUUUGAUCGGUUGCCCCAUGGUGACGGAGGACUUUGUCGUGAGCGGUACCUGCUCGGAGCAGAUGUACGGCAUGUGUGAAUCUUUGUGGGAGCCAGACAUGGAACCAGAGGACCUGUUCGAGACCAUCUCCCAGGCAAUGCUCAAUGCAGUUGAUAGAGAUGCUGUGUCUGGUAUGGGCGUGGUCGUACAUGUAAUUGAGAAAGACAAGAUCACCACACGAACCCUGAAGGCCAGGAUGGACUAGAGCUCUUGCUUCCCACACUUCACCAACACAUGUUUUUUGUAUAAAAAUAAUAACAACGCUUGUACUGUUCUUUUUUUCUUUUUCUUAUUGAUAUUGUUCAAUAAAUGAACAUAGGUUGAAA